GUGGGUUGAUCCAGAGGCGGAUCAGAGCCGCAGCAGCUACUUCAGCACAGACAGCGCCACCUGUGGGACAGAGCGAUCAAAGAUGCAGAGGUGCUUCGGCGUUUUUUGCGUGUCGCUCAUCUUUUGCGCAACCCUCUCUGAGACCAUCGGGCUGGUUAUUGCGGCAAAGGAGAAGCGUGGCUGGACUCUCAAUAGUGCUGGCUACCUGUUAGGUCCCCGUCGUAUUGAUCACCUAAUUCAGAUAAAGGAUUCCCCCAGUGCCAGAGGCAGAGACGAGCUGGUCACUCAAUAUGGAAUAGAUGGACACAGGACACUAGGAGACAAGGCAGGUCUGGCUGGCAAGAGAGACAUGGGUCAGGAGGAAGACAUCAGAACAGGUCUUCUGCGAAUAGGAGAUGAAGACAUCAUCCACACUGUCAUCGAUUUCCUGUCGUACCUCAAACUUAAAGAGAUGGGAGCCUUGGACAGCCUGCCAUCUCCUGUCACAUCAGAUGAACUGGCCAGUCCUUAACAUCUCAACUCCAUAUGUCCUACAGUCUUUUAGAUGUGUGGCCUCCCAGUGCCCUAAAUGUCCAAUUAUCUUAACUCCAUGUGCAAACUUAUAUUCUCCAACUAGAAAUCUUGGAUAUUUCUGUUCAUGUGUAAAUAAAACUUUUAUCUACUGAAGGUCA
Fundulus heteroclitus (mummichog) is the source of this 671-nucleotide messenger RNA. RefSeq names its product galanin peptides-like. The coding region runs from base 83 to 511 and encodes 142 amino acids. Gene Ontology annotation, molecular function: hormone activity. The record is from RefSeq and is a predicted model, not a curated record. The transcript has 7 exons. NCBI's taxonomy places the organism in Eukaryota, Metazoa, Chordata, Actinopteri, Cyprinodontiformes, Fundulidae. Gene Ontology annotation, cellular component: extracellular region.